Messenger RNA from Triplophysa dalaica, 2519 nucleotides. It is a transcript of the gene retsat.2, whose product is annotated as retinol saturase, tandem duplicate 2. The coding region runs from base 77 to 1894 and encodes 605 amino acids. The transcript has 11 exons. The record is from RefSeq and is a predicted model, not a curated record. Gene Ontology annotation, molecular function: all-trans-retinol 13,14-reductase activity. Lineage: Eukaryota; Metazoa; Chordata; Actinopteri; Cypriniformes; Nemacheilidae.
GAGGCGGGGUCUUGAACAUACGGCAUGCGGAAGCUUUCUUGUAUUAUAACAUUUGACAACACUUGUACUGUGCAAAAUGUGGCUCGCUGUUGUCAUAAUAUGUAUAGCUUUAGUUGCUGUUCUUCUCAAAUAUGUGUUGGGAACUGGACCGAACCCUUUUGACAUCGACACCCGCGAAGCGCCGAAACCCAUAGUGUUUGAUCGGAAGGUGAAGAAUAAAGUUUUAAAGCAAGGCUUUCUGGCAACUAGAAUCCCUCAGGACUUGGACGCAAUAGUUGUUGGCAGUGGCAUUGGUGGAUUGGGAAUUGCUGUCCUGUUGGCUAAAGUAGGUAAAAGGGUUCUGGUUUUGGAGCAACAUGACCGGGCCGGAGGGUGCUGUCACACCUUCACAGAGCAGGGCUUUGAGUUUGAUGUUGGCAUACACUAUAUUGGCGAGCUGCUGGAUCAUAAGCCCAUGCGUUGCAUUGUCGAUCAAAUGACCAAUGGACAAUUGCAGUGGGAGCCAUUGGAUAACCCCUAUGACCAUGUGGUUUUGGGCCCCCCAGAGGAACGUCGCAUUUACCCCAUCUACAGUGGAAGAAAACGCUUCCCAGACGAACUGAAGAAAUAUUUUCCAGGGGAGGAGAAGGCCAUUGAUGAAUAUAUGAGACUUACCAAGAAAGUUGGUGAUGGUGUGUGGUUCAUGGUGCUGCUGAAGCUCGUACCAGUCCCUCUUGCAAAGUUCCUGGUGUACACGGGUCUGGCCAAUCGUAUCUCUUCCUUCUUCCGCUACGCCUCACACACCCUGACCGAGGUGGUGAAUGAGCUCACACAAAAUAAAGACCUGAGAGCUGUGUUCAGCUACAUCUUUGGAACCUAUGGUAAAAUGCCUAAAGAAUCAAGCUUCUCCAUGCACAGUCUGCUCGUGCGCCACUAUCUGAAUGGUGCCUGGUACCCAAAAGGUGGCGCUAGCGAGAUUGCCUACCACAUGAUCCCCAUCAUUGAGAAGGCGGGAGGGGCAGUGCUUGUUAGAGCACCUGUCAACCGCAUACUUCUGAAUGACGCUAAAGAGGCUAUUGGUGUGAGUGUUCUGAAGGGUCAGGAGGAAGUGCACAUACACGCUCCCAUGGUGAUUUCAGAUGCUGGAAUCUUAAACACAUACCAGAAUCUUCUACCCAAAGAUGUGCAGGCCAUGCCUGCGAUCCAGAAACAAUUGAGUAUGGUGCAUAAUGGUGACGGUGGUCUCAGUGUCUUCAUUGGUCUGGAAGGGACAAAAGAGGAGCUGGGUCUAAAAGCAGACAAUUACUGGAUCUUUGCCGAGAACAAUUUGGAUGACGUAGUUGAGGGCUACAUGAAGGGGAAAAGAGAAGAAUCUGUUAAGAGCAUCCCUAUGAUAUUUGUGGCCUCACCCUCUGCCAAAGAUCCCACCUGGGAGGAGAGAUCACCAGGUAAAUCUACUCUGACUGUUGUUAGCUUUGCUGACUAUGCAUGGUUUGAAGAGUGGAAGGAUGAUAAAGUGAAGAACCGAAAUGCAGAAUAUAAAGAAUUGAAGGAGACUGUCAUCAAUACUAUCUUGGAAAGGGUGACACAGAUCUAUCCUAAGAUCAAGGACAAGAUUGUAUACGUGGAUGCAGGGACCCCAAUCACGAAUCAACACUAUAUCGGCGCAUCUAAAGGAGAGAUCUACGGUAUAGAUCAUUGCCUUUCUCGCUUUACAGUAGAAAUGAACGCGGCCAUCAGACCACAUACUCCUAUUAAAAACCUCCUCCUCACUGGUCAGGACGUAAUGUUAUGCGGCUUCGCCGGAGCGUUGGCGGGGGCGCUGACGUGUGGAUCGGCCAUUCUGAAUCGCAAUCUUCACCUGGAUAGCAUUGCUCUUGCUAAGAAGGUUAAGAACAAGAACAAGAAGAUAUAAUAAGUAGUUUGUAAUCCUGCCCAGUCAGUAUCAGCUGACUUUUAAUUGAAGGACAAUUCUUGUAUAAUCUUAAAAUGUUUUAAGAGUGUGGACAUAUUCUGUGUGGGCCUACUUCAUAAUCAUUACCAAGAGCUAUUAAACAGAGGACAGAGGUUAUCUUUGAGAUUAAUGGAAUAUUUAUAAACUACUACUCAAAACCCAACAUCCGUUUUAUUAGUUGUGUCUUAUUAGUUAAACUGUCAGACAUCUUGAAUUUACAAGGAGGAAACCAUUAAAGGGAAACAAAUUUGUUUAAGCUUUUGUGAUAUUGUACACUUGCUGUAUCAAGAUGUCAUCAUAUUUGUUUCAUCAAUUAAAUCUACUUCCUGUUCAUCAAUAUGCAAAACACUAAAAAAGGGCACUUAGCACAGACUGCAUGCAAACUGGAGUUUACAAAUUGAAUGUAAUGCAUUUCAAUUUUGUGAGAGUAUUAAUGCAGUCUUGCUAAUCCAGAUGUUUUAUCAAAUAAUGAUGCCAUGUGCACAUGUAACCAUUGACAACUAUGCAUCUUACUUACUGUAAUUGAUUUUUCAUUAAAGAAUGAAACCAAGUGUUUAAUAAAUCAAUAAAGUUUUUUUACUAUGUA